Messenger RNA from Vitis riparia (riverbank grape), 704 nucleotides. RefSeq names its product UPF0434 protein msl4429. NCBI's taxonomy places the organism in Eukaryota, Viridiplantae, Streptophyta, Magnoliopsida, Vitales, Vitaceae. The transcript is spliced from 4 exons. The record is from RefSeq and is a predicted model, not a curated record. The coding region runs from base 75 to 458 and encodes 127 amino acids.
GGACUCUCUUUGUGAUUUAUCCGUCGACCAGGCAGCAAAACCCUACCAAGGAAAUAAACAAAACAAGAAAUGAAAUGGUGAGAGUGAGCAGGGUGCUUCUGAGAGAUGCCAGGGUUGGAAUCAACAAGACUCUCUCUGAGAUACUUGUUUGCCCACUAUCCAAGCAACCAUUAAGAGUAUGCGAGGAAUCAGGUUCUUUGAUCAGUGAUGCCAUUGGCGUUUCUUAUCCUGUAGUGGAUGGAAUCCCUUCCCUGGUGCCAAAGGAUGGCAAGAUACUUGCAGCUGAUGACAUUGAAAAACCAGACAGUGAUGUGGCUUCGGAUUCUGCCAACAAGGAAUAUCAAAGUGUUGGACAAUCUCUUUCAACAGAUGCACUAUUCUUUCCAAGAGCAAGUGGAAGAUCACAGUCAAUUGAACAGUUUAAAUGUCAAUUGUUACUUCAAAUCCUAUAUUUCUAAUUAAUCUAGUGAAUAAUUUAUCAGCACUUCAGUGCAUCUUCAGCUGGAACCUUUUACAGAUUAAAUAUGUUUGAGGUAGAUAAUGUUUCAAGUGGAGUGAUUCUGUACUACUAAAUUACUCUUGUAUCUGCUCUAUACAUUGAGGGUUUAUGUUGUUAGGUUGGGAAAUAUUGCUUUCUGUUUCUUGUCUCUGUUGAGCGUGCUUUUUUCCUAGAAACAGCUAUAAAAUUUUAUCUGUUGAGGUUU